AUAGUAAAAUUCUCUGGAUUAAUCAUACUAUAAAUAAAAAUUCUUUAUACACAUAUUUUCUGUUCUACAACACCAUUUAAACUGCUUGUAUUCAAAUAAAUUGGAAUUUGAACAACUGUCUAUAUAAAUAUAUAAUACGAGCUGUGAAACCAAAUAAUGGAUUUGUCAGAUGUUCAAGAAAAACUUUAUCCACAGAAAAUCAUACUGGAUACUAGCAUACAAACAGUGACAGGAGAACCAGUUCCUGCUGGAACAGAAAUCUGCGUUUUACUUUGUGAUAAACUAGUAGUUUGUGUUGAUGAUGAAGAUUAUGUAAAUGUCAAUAUUGGAUGCAGUAAGGAAACUACCGACAGAUUUGAUAGAAUAUAUCUUAAUCCUGGAAAUCAGGAAUCCUUUGCUGACAUUCAUCGCAAUGGGGAAACAUUUAACUCGUUUGAAAAGUUGUGCUGUGAACGUCCUCGCUUUUUUUCCUGUAGUAAUGAUCUUUUUGCAUUUGAUGGAAAUGAUUGUGUCAAAGUAAAGAGUGGAGAGAAACUAGAAUUUAAGACGAUACAGGCUGACACUAACGUAAGGAAAACACCGAAAACAUCAAUCGUUGUGCUUAGUAACCGUGAAAACUAUCAAGUUCAUAUACCAUCUGCAAAUAACUAUACCUUCCAGGGCCUUGAGGACCCCAAUCAUUACACAUCACACGAGUUGAUAGAUAAUUUUCCUUUACCAAGACAAGUGAAAAUUAUUGACGAAAGAUUAGGAGUAUCGUAUAGAUGUUCUAAAGAACUCAAUUUGCAGUCAGUUACAACAAAAUAUUUUCUAUUGUUUACAUCCGAACUCAAAACCGGCCCUCCAAUAUCUGGAUUUGAACUUCGACAUCAAGUUAAGUGUUGCGAAUUAUACGAUCCGAGAGCAGUGAAAAUCCGAACACGUAUUGACAACAGUCAAAUUGACGAUACGUUUUCUACAAUAUUUUUAUUUGGAACAAGUCAAGAUGACCGAAUGGUAUUUUCAGUACUUGGUAGACAGGACGCAGUUUCCAGAUUAAAAGCAGGUCGACUGGAUUGUAAAGAUAAUGACUCAGGAUUUUCCGAUAGUGAUUUAGAAUCCUGUAUGUCAACGCUAGCGAUAAGAAAAAGAAAAACAUCCAAUAUCCAACAUAUUUCAGGUGGUAAAAACACACAAUCAAAGCAAACUAAACCGAGAUGUAUACGUAGAUUAUCUACAAAAGAUGACUUCUUUGGAAAUUCCAUCGAUGAUAGCAAUACAACGUCCACUCGCUCCUUUAGACAAUUUGUAGGCUUUAGAUUGGAUAUAGAGAAAACAUCCAACAUCCAAUAUAUUUCAGAAAGUAACAACACACUAUCGAAGCAAACUAAACCGCGACGUAUACGCAGAUUAACUACUAAAGAUGACUUCUUUCUUUACAAAUUCCAUCGAUGAUAGCGAUAUCACAUCCGAUCGAUCCUCCGGAGAAUAUAUAGGCAUUAUAUUAGACAGAGAGUGAUAUAAGAUCCAUUACGAUAAUUCAACUUGAUUCUGCUUAAAAAUGACACGCUUUAUGAAUUUGCUGCAAUAUUUUGUGAGGAACAAAUUGAUGGUGAUUUUUUCAUAGACAUGUCUGCAGAAAUUUUAAAGAGGAGACGUUUAAUUUGAAUAGUUUCGAAAUUUUUAAAGUGACAAAAUUUCAGAGUCGAUGGAAUCCGAAAUAAGUUCAUUAUUCAUAUAUAUCUUCCUUGCAGCGGUAAUGUGAACAAAUUGGGUUAUGCAUGUGUUUGCAUAGGGAACACUUUUAAAUUAGUAAACAGAACAUUUUUUAUUCA
This is a messenger RNA of Mytilus trossulus (common blue mussel), 1814 nucleotides long. RefSeq lists its product as uncharacterized. The coding region runs from base 157 to 1434 and encodes 425 amino acids. Lineage: Eukaryota; Metazoa; Mollusca; Bivalvia; Mytilida; Mytilidae. The record is from RefSeq and is a predicted model, not a curated record. The transcript has 2 exons.